GCAGCCUGUGGGCUGGACUGUGUGGCUGACGUCAAGGUUGUAAACGGUCAAACACCCGUAUGUACUCGCAGCUUUUUGUCCGGUAUAUAGAGGAAACAUGCCGGGAAAGAGAGAAACCAGCGGAGGGACUGCAUUUAAGAAAUACAUACCUGAGACAUAAACAUCACAUUAAGGACUACGGCGGCGUUUUAUGACACUUUAAGAGCAACUCUUAGGGCUACGUUGCUAUUUCACGGGCAAGUCGGUAUCGAAUGGACUGAUAAAGACAGUCCGUGCUUGAUCCGAAGUAGCCUAGCAGGCAGGCGGGCCCGGGCUGUGUGGAAAGAGAGGGGGGACAACGUGUGUGAGGCUCAAAUCAAGACGAGAUUCCUUCUUCCUAGGGGAUGUUAUCCGUAUUGUCUUAUGGCAGACUGGUAGCCAGGGCUGUCCUGGGUGGACUCUCUCAAACAGACAGUCGGGACUACAGCCUUAUCACCGCCAGUUAUGGUUUCGGUAAAGACUUUCGGAAGGGGAUCUUGAAGAAAGGGAUGUGCUACGGGGAUGAUGCCUGCUUCAUUGCGCGGCAUAGGGCCGCCGAUGUUUUGGGUGUAGCAGAUGGCGUAGGUGGUUGGCGUGACUAUGGUGUCGACCCAUCGCAGUUCUCUGCCACCCUAAUGAGAUCCUGUGAGCGACUGGUGAAGGAGGGACGCUUCGCUGCCAGUAGUCCAGUAGGUAUCCUGACCUCUGGCUACUAUGAGCUCUUGCAGAACAAAGUUCCUCUGCUAGGGAGCAGUACAGCCUGUAUCAUAGUUCUAGAUCGACGGGGUCACCGGCUACACACAUGUAACCUCGGUGACUCAGGUUUCCUGGUGGUUCGAGGAGGAGAAGUGGUUCAUCGCUCAGACGAGCAGCAACACUAUUUUAACACACCGUUCCAACUGUCCAUUGCUCCUCCGGGAGCCGAGGGCGUGGUGCUCAGUGACAGUCCUGAAGCAGCUGACAGCUCCUCCUUUGACGUACAGCUCGGUGACAUCAUCCUGACAGCAACCGACGGGCUCUUUGAUAACAUGCCAGACUAUAUGAUUCUUCAGGAGCUCAAAAAACUCAAGACUACCAACUAUGACAGUAUCCUGCAGACUGCACAGAGUAUUGCUAAGCAGGCUCAUGAUCUUGCCUACGACCCCAAUUAUAUGUCUCCUUUUGCACAGUUUGCCUGUGACAAUGGCCUGAAUGUAAGAGGAGGGAAACCAGAUGAUAUCACAGUGCUGCUGUCCAUUGUGGCCGAAUAUACUGACUGAUAAAAGUGUGUGUGACAGUGUGAAUGUACUUUUUCGGAGCUGAUCCUCCCUUCCCCUCUGCCUGAGUCUUCCACCUGCAGCCCUCCCAGAAUGCACUGCUGCAUCCAAUGGGCUGACCAGGGGAGGUGCACUGACACGACAAACACUCCUCACAGCGGGGCUGGUGUCCACCCGUGUAACACUUUUUUGUUUUCUUCCUCUGUUGUGCUUUGGUGCUUGAAUGGGGGACAGGAAGCAGGCAACUAGGAUAUCUUCAUGUUGAUCAUGAUGCAGGAGGAGCCGAGUACGACAGACUCGAGGGAUUGUCUUUCAAUCUCCUGUGUCUAAAUGCAUCUGUCUAAGAGACGAUCCAGGACAGUGUGGAUUGAUUGAAGGCUUUAAAAUCUGGUAGCACUUGUGUAUAAGAGGAGUAAGCCAUGCCUUUGGAUUGUGUAGAGUAGUGGGUGGAGUUGACUCAUCUGUCUCUGUUGUUCCAGCUGUUAUUCUGCUCUGUGUUGUAAAUGUGUUUGAACAAAACUGCUGGACAUUGAGUUGGGUUUGGGAAUGUGAAUGAUGGAUAAACUAACUAGUAAUUUGUCACUGGGCUGAGGGAUUUGUCUGUGCGCACAUUCUGAUUAGUUGUACUUUUUUUUUUUUUUAAGGGCUAUGUUAUAGCCUUUCUGUUAUCUUUACUUUGAUCAUAAAGCAAAGAACUAUUGUUACUAUUGUGGAAGAAUUACAUGCAUUCAUAAAAAAUAUUUUCUUGUAUAAAUCUUAAUCUCGAAGUGAGUUUUAUCAGUCCCAUAUUUCUACUUGCUGAAAUGAACAAGAUAUUUGCUGUCACUGAUUAAUGCAGCAGUUUUGUGGUAGGAGGAACUGUGUCUGAGUGUGCGUGUGUGCGCGCCUGUGCAUGUGUCGUAGGGUGUGUGCGGGGUUGGGAGAUGUACAUGCAAGAUGUUCUUGGGAUGUAUGGUGUUCUAAAUGUUAAUAUUUAUUUCACAAAGCUGAAGUUGGCAUCUGGGAAUGCUUACAACUGCAAUGAUAGGUCAGGCAUGAGUGUUAAAGAAAAGUUUUGUUUUUUUUUAACAUUCAGUUUAAGAGUUUGACGUGUGACAUGAAAUAUGUGUGACAGAUGGCUAAAAGAUGCAGCUAUCUUAAAAGGAGAUAAUGCGUGGUGUGUGUUUGUGGGGGUAAGUGUCACAUUUAUUUUUAUGUCCUUUUAUGUCUCUUACAUUUGUUUGCUGCUGCUUCCUUUUGUAAUUCACAUGUCUGUAUAUGCCUUGACAUGAUUUAUAUGAAAAGGGUCCUCAUGAUUGUAGUGUGUGCACUAAAUUUCAUCCAAAUACAUUAAUCAAAGACAUUGUUAACACUGUUCUUUUCAUAGUAGUGUAUCCCUUUCGUCUAACAGCUCAUUCAAGUGGUUUGCAAAGUGUCUACAGUUUAGAAGCAGAUGCACCAAAGAUUUUUCUUUGUGUAUGUCAGUAUACUUUGUCAUAAACAUCAUACAGCAAUACUGUAAACUCAUUGUGUUCUGAAUCUUGUGGGAUGGUUAGAAAGGUGGGUGUUCACAUGGGGACAUUAAAAUGUCGUUCCUGUGCCUAAUGUGUGAGAGUAACUGUUGUAUCAUAUUGUUGGUUAAAGUUAUAUGUGACUGGUGAUCUGUAACAAAGAAUAACACAGGUUUAUAAAGCCAAAGAAGGAAAGCCAUAUUUAAAUUGAUGGUGAGGGCACUGCUCCGUCUGCCCGCAAGAUAACAUUGUGUUAGUGGAGACCAAUAUUGUCACUGUGGUGUUCUUCUAACAAUCAUGAUAAAAACGGUAUAAUUGCUGCAAUAGCUGAAUUCACUAGCCUUGCUCAUCUUGCAAUAGAAAGCAGGAUUCUACAAUUCAGAUAUGUGAUGGAGCAGCAGUACAACAGAUGUCUGGUGUUUCUUCCUCAUAUACAUAAUCAAGACAGUUAAUUGAAUCUUUUCCGGUCUACUGUCUGCACUGUGGUUUUUGGCCUUAGCUAUUGGCACCAUUUUCAUACAGUUCAUUUCACACAGCUGUAGUUCAUUGUCUGUAGAAGGGUUUGUGUAUACAAAGGUUCAGUACUUGUAUUUACUUCAGAGAUAGCCCUGUAUUUUAGAGGGAUGCAACCCAAAUGCAGAAGGGAAGGUGGUGAGGUACGUAAUGGUGCUGUGAACUUAGUGUGAGGAUGAGCACAGUUUCAGCCUUAACCAGACCUGUGAUCAAAAGGCCUUCCCAGCCAUUGGAAGCUUGUUUUGUCUUGGUCAUGUUGUCCGGUGUUCGAUGUGAGUGAGGUUUGCCCUGUCUUUCCAGUAAAGCCGUUCUCAAAGGUGCUUCUGCAGUCCUGUUUCCAGCAAGCAAUGUUUGUGUGUAUGAAAGAUACUUCUUUGUCCACAUUGUAACACUGCAGGUCUAAUUUAUGUAAAUAUGUUUUGAGAUA
Messenger RNA from Monopterus albus (swamp eel), 3704 nucleotides. Its product is annotated as protein phosphatase PTC7 homolog. Gene Ontology annotation, molecular function: protein serine/threonine phosphatase activity. NCBI's taxonomy places the organism in Eukaryota, Metazoa, Chordata, Actinopteri, Synbranchiformes, Synbranchidae. The record is from RefSeq and is a predicted model, not a curated record. Gene Ontology annotation, biological process: protein dephosphorylation. Gene Ontology annotation, cellular component: mitochondrion. The coding region runs from base 384 to 1277 and encodes 297 amino acids. The transcript is spliced from 6 exons.